Labrus bergylta (ballan wrasse) is the source of this 1533-nucleotide messenger RNA. RefSeq names its product thyrotropin-releasing hormone (gene trh). The record is from RefSeq and is a predicted model, not a curated record. Gene Ontology annotation, biological process: histamine metabolic process; negative regulation of glutamate secretion; positive regulation of insulin secretion. Gene Ontology annotation, cellular component: extracellular region; secretory granule. NCBI's taxonomy places the organism in Eukaryota, Metazoa, Chordata, Actinopteri, Labriformes, Labridae. Gene Ontology annotation, molecular function: thyrotropin-releasing hormone activity.
UACGGGUCAGCAACCGCUGCGAGAGACUGCGAGCAACAGAGCUGAGAGGACUGAGACUGAGCUAGAGGAGGAUACGCAUACUUCUCAGAAGAACAACUAAUCUACCAUGAAGUCGACUUGCCUGCUCAUCUUGGCUUCUCUAGUGGUCUACAACUUGAAUGUGUGCGUAGGACAAGGUCUCCCCGCUGAGGACGAGACAGACCGAGUGACCAUAGACGACAUAAUCCUACAGAGAGCAGAGAGUCUCCUGUUGAGGUCCAUUCUCAGUAAGAUGCAGGAAGAAGACGGCAGAAACGAAGGAUCUUCCUCUCAGACGGCAUGGGUGUCAAAACGACAGCAUCCCGGUAAAAGGUACAUUGAGGAUUUGGAGAAGCGGCAGCAUCCGGGGAGGAGAGAAGAAGACGAGGAUGAACAGUACUUGGAUGUUCAAAGGAGACAGCACCCAGGCAAACGCGAAGAUGCAAUGCACUCAUUGAUGGAGCUCCAGAAAAGGCAGCACCCUGGAAAGCGCUUCACCACAGGACACAAUUCAGAAAACCCCGUGAUGCUCCUGAGUGAACUUUCAAAACGACAGCACCCGGGUAAGCGCUAUCUGGUGCUACACAGCAAACGCCAGCACCCAGGAAAGCGCCAACCCGAGGAUGAGGACAGCGAGGGGGAUUGGGAUGCUGAUACAGAUGGAGACGAAGACCUUGCUGAGUUAGAAAAGCGCCAACACCCGGGGAAACGGUUUUGGGAUAACUCCUCUCCGGAUAUAGGCACAAACAGUCCGUGUGAUGUAUUGGAACCUACGAGCUGCAGCAAGACCAGUUUACUGCUCGACUUUUUAGACAACAUUAACAAGAGCCAUGCCGAGGAGAAGAGACAACACCCGGGCAAAAGGUUUGCACCCGAGGAGGAUUUAGUGGAAGGAGAGUAGGUUAAACUGAAGUCUGGUGUGCGAUACUGCUGUAAAGUAAACUAAUAAAUGUGUAAAUUAUGUGACCAUAAUAAAUUAUUGUAAACGAAAAAUAAAUUUCAUCAUUUAACCUUUCGCGGGUUUGCUUUGGCACACAGUCACUGUACCAUUUGCAUAAAACAUGUAUCUGCUGUAUGUUUCUAUGGAGAGCUUGUGCGUAAACGUCCACCUAACUAUAUCGUUGAAAAUAAGGUUCUCAGAAGAGCGCUUGCACUGUGUUUACCUUUAUUAAGGAAUUAUUGUUACACCUUGAUUUUACUUUUUUCCUUAACCAAACCACUCAUAAUGAAAUCAAGUGCACGCAUGAAAGCAUUAGUCUUCUCGGUUUUGCGAUGUCGCCUCUGUGAGGCAACACACGCUUGUCAGUACAGUAAAAUACUGUACGACUGAUCCAAUUGGCUAAAGUUCCCAGUUAAGAAUUAUAGAUGGACUUGUGUUUCAUUGUUUUAUGUAAAAACAUAAUUAUUAUCACAUAUAAUGAAAUGUAUCAAUGAUUACUUUUUUUUAAUUAUUGCAAUGAUUGAGUUUAUUUUACCUUAAUGUUGUACAUUUAAAGCUACCUUUGCCUUACAGUC